Prorocentrum cordatum is the source of this 912-nucleotide messenger RNA. NCBI's taxonomy places the organism in Eukaryota, Dinophyceae, Prorocentrales, Prorocentraceae. The record is from the annotation of a GenBank genome assembly.
AUGCGCUUGGCGGAGAGCGCGAACCCCAUGCCUCUGCAAUUCUGUGUUUCAUGCGCACGACGCGCGCCACCCCCCUGGAGCCUUCGACCCAAUCCUGGCGCCAUCGUUGACGGCCCUGGAUCCCCCAAACGGCCACUGGACGCCAAAGCGGUGUGCGCCCGUCGUGGUCGGUUCGUGACGCCUGGAGGUCUCGGGGAAGAGAGUGUGAGGGGCCGCUGGUGUUCAAUCCGAUCCCCCCACCGUCCUGGCAAGAUUGCGGCGGCGCCCGGCGAGCACAAGCGGAUCGUGGAGCGGCUCCUGGCCGGCAUCUCUUCCAGCCCGGCAGAGGCCUGCGAGCGCUGGGACGUAGCGCAGGCGCUCGCCGAACGCUCGGCUGCGCGCUGGGCCGCUGAGAUGGCCGAUCGGCGCGAGGCCGAGUGUCGCGCAGCAGCAGCGGGCGCCCUGCAACGCUGCGCGCGCGGCCGGCUGGGCCGGCGCGAGGCCGCGGCAGUGCGGUCGGCCCGCGAUGCGGCGGAUGCUGGACGCGCUGGGACGAAUGAGGGGCACCUGCUGGCCGCGGAGGCCUUGCCUGUAAAAACGGGGAAGAGUUGCAAGGAUCAGGUGAGGGAGGAGGACACGACGGCAGUCGACGCCCUGCUUGACGACGCGAUGCGCCUGGCCGCGCGCGAGGUGUGCGUUGCGGUCGUCCCGUUCGUCGCUGCUGGCACGGCGGAGUUCGGCACGGAGGAUGCUUUGAAGUCUGCGCUUUGCAGGCUCGAGGCGGCGGCCCACGUGGCGAUGGGCGGUCUGGACAGCCCCAUGAAGGUUGCCUCGGCCUGUGUGGGCGAUUGGGUGGUGCGGUUCCUGACGGGCGAUUGGGUGACGGUCGCCUGGCGGGUCGAGGACAGGCUCGGCGGCAAGGACGCCGGCUGA